This is a messenger RNA of Pararge aegeria (speckled wood butterfly), 2598 nucleotides long. RefSeq lists its product as uncharacterized. The transcript is spliced from 10 exons. The coding region runs from base 62 to 2413 and encodes 783 amino acids. NCBI's taxonomy places the organism in Eukaryota, Metazoa, Arthropoda, Insecta, Lepidoptera, Nymphalidae. The record is from RefSeq and is a predicted model, not a curated record.
AGCGAAUUAUUUGUCAUACCUAGUUAAAUGUUAAUCCUCAUUCGGCAGUGUUAUUUCACGUAUGGCGCAGGGUCGACGUGUGCACGCGCAUCAGUGGGAAGAUAAUAUGAAAAGACUAUGGAUUUGCGUGGCUUUUUUAGCCAUUUACGGAAAUUUAGCUUUGGCUGACGACAGUGAUGAAGAUAAUGCCUUGUAUGAUUAUGAUUCUUACGAAUAUACUGAUGGAACAACAAAAGAUAACGUUGAAAAUGGUAAAUUUAGAACAACAGAGUCAAAUAAGCGCUACAGCAUUCAAGAUUACCAGAUCGAAGAUAACAGAUCAGAAUUGGAAGACUUUGAUAAUGCUGGUGAAGAAAAUUAUUUAGACAUUGAAAGAAAUACAGACGAUGAAAAUAAAAUAGAUUAUCUAACUACGAUGGGAUUGGAACAUCUGGAAACCAUCAUCAAUAAAGACGCAAAAAGUAUAAUUUUUCAAAAUAAAAUGUUAGUAAUGCCAGAAAAAAUUGAAGAAGGUUAUUCGAAUCUUGAUAGAAAAAUAUUUGAGGACACAAAAACUAUUUUAAAUGAAGAUAAUGGAAAUGAUUUUGCUCAAGAUGAUCUUGUGGAAUUAAACACUGAGAAAACCUCUACUUUUACUGAAAUUCUUGAAGAAACUGCAAGGUUUUUGAAGGAGGCCAGUGAUAAGAAUGCCGAUGAAGAGUCCUUUAACUAUACUAAUCCUUCGUUACAUUAUGAUGAAGAGAUUUCUAAGGAAACUGAACAAGAAGAUUCAGUGGACCAAGCUAUCGGAAACUUUAGGGCAGAAGGAUUUAGUGAAGCCAUGAGUAAAUUGAGUGAUAUAGGUGAUGAAAUUUACGAAUUGAAUGAAACUUAUAAAAUGCUUGUCAACAAUAUCACCAUUUCAGAGGAUAAUAAGGAUAUUGGUGACAUAAAAGUGGAUGAAAAGGAUAAAAAAGAGCAAGAAAUAAAUACUUCUCACCCUAUAUUAUAUCUUGAUGAUGCCUUGCCAGCAACUGAGCCUGAAAUCACAAAUCCGGAUAGAGAUGAAACUACACCUUCACUUAUUACGCAGGAAACUAUCAUCCCUGACAAAUUAUAUGACAAUCAACUUGUCAAUAGAAACCUAUUGAUGAACAAGCCAGAUGGUAGCACCGCUGAACAUACUCUUACUACGCCAACCAUUGAAGAUUUAUCAAGUUCUAAUAUCAAUAACCUAAUGAGUAAUUUUCCUUCUCCGAAUCGAAUAACCGAAAUAACUCCAAAUGAUAUUAGAACCGCUAACAACGUUUGGCUAACAGUAGAUAGCCCUACUGUCAUAACGUCAAAUAAUUAUCCCAGCCCAUAUCCAACAAAUUCUGUUACUGAUUGGAUGAUCACGGGCGAUGGAGUGGGAAUUGAGUUGAAUAUUACUGAUUUAGCUGUCAAUGGCCACGUAGGAGAUUAUGUUUUAUUUAAGCCAGGUGGCGUGGAUGAAUCUGGAUCUACCGGUCUUCUACUAUCUUACACAUUACGCAAAGAACGACGGUAUCGGUUCCUUGAUGUUGACAAGAUGUUCGUUCGAUUUGAAGCUAGACCUGGACCGCAGGUCCUGAGAGGUUUUAGCUUUAGUGUCCGGAUGGUUGCCCCAAGACCCGGUGCACCUCAACCGGAGCCAGAGCCAGAGGUGGUGAUCCCCACACCUCCUGAAACUAUCACCUUAAAUCUUGGAGGUGUAUCUCUAGAAGGCUUCCUCCAGAUCCAAGAACAAUUCCGUCAGAUCGUCGCGCAGAUGGCAGCAACUUACAUUAUCAACAAUAACAUUGACCCUGGUAUCAAUACAACUUUAGAAUUGACGCAGAUUACAAGUACGGCGCUAUGCUUUCACAACUGGCCAAAGUUCGAGAAAUGUGUUGAAGUGAGGUUUGGAGUUCCACUUGUCUAUGAGGACGAUGAAGAUGAAGAAAGGGAGCCUAGACUUAAUUCAGUGGAUCUAGCUAACAUGUGGGAAAUUUAUUCACAUUCUGAUCCAUAUGUUGAAAGUUUGAGAUCGUUGGGAAUAACGGAAUACCAAGUGCCGAACGACAGAGGUAUACUGACAGUGUGGCUCGUGAUUGCUGGAGGUGUUGUGAUCUCCAUGGCCAUGCUUGCAUUUGCGCUAUGGCGCUUUAGCUGCUUCGAAAAUUAUACAAGAAUGCCAGCAUUCAGUGACACGGAGAGUAUAAAAGAAAAGCGCAACUUGGAUCUGUAUCCAACGCCUCACCAGACGCUCCCACCACUUUACACCGAGACUGACUAUAACUGGGCUGAUGCCGACUCUACUAAAGUGGACGUAAGAGGUUACACUAAUAAGAGCUACAUGCGAGAAGAUCCGUACGAUCUUGAGUCAGACGACGAUAUAGUUCCAGUAAGCGCCAGGUACACAACUGACGUGUAGCCGUAUCCAAAACUCUCAUAAAUAAUCGAAAUACCAGCUUCAGUCCGCGGGACAUUUACAGCGUCUAAUAUUAUGCAAUGAGCAAUCUACUGUAGAAAAGCUAGUUUAUGAACUGUUUAUUGAGGCUUUAGAUUAAGAUAUUAUUGUGAUUUUUUUUCAGUUAUUAAAUAUCUAUUUUCUUAUUA